Molecule: messenger RNA, 1482 nt
Organism: Microplitis mediator
Lineage: Eukaryota; Metazoa; Arthropoda; Insecta; Hymenoptera; Braconidae
Product: protein tolkin-like
Exons: 5
Coding region: 1-1446 (481 amino acids)
Biological process (GO): proteolysis
Molecular function (GO): zinc ion binding; metalloendopeptidase activity
Source: RefSeq, a predicted model, not a curated record
AUGGAAUUGAUUUCGCAUAUUUUUGCAGUUCAAUUGUUUAUGUUAAUAAUAACUGUAAUAAAUUCAUAUCUUUUACCACAUGGAGCCUUCAACCGCGAUACGAAAAACGAAACACAGCUUUUGGAAGACCAAGAAUUAGUUAAUAGAAUACGAAGAACAGCUGCCUCAACGGAAAAAGAUCGUCUUUGGGAUCAGGGUAUGAUUCCCUAUGUAUUUGACAGUACUUUUUCUGAAUCACAACAGAGAUUAAUAAAAGAAGUAAUGCGUGAGUGGGAGAAAUCAACCUGCAUAACAUUUAUUGAAAGAAUCCCGAGAUUCCAUGCAAAAUGUUGUUUUAUAUUCUCACCGCGUUUUCCAAAUAUAAAACUAAUAAGUUUACGAAUUGGGUGUGUCGAUUUUCCGAUUAUUCUUCAUGAAUUGGGACACGCAAUUGGUUUUGAACAUGAACACAAUCGUCCAGACCGUGAUAAAUAUGUUGAUAUCAUUGGUCAAAAUAUACAUCCAGAUGAUGUAGAUGAGUUUAUGAAACUAUCACAUGAUGAAAUAGAAACAUUCAAUCAAACUUAUGAUUAUCGUUCAGUAACGCACUAUCCUGAAGAUUCAUUUUCAUUCGACUGGAGGCUGAAAACAAUUAUCCCGAAGCAAGAAAAUGAACACGAAGCCCCAGCUAUUGGAAACAAGAAUGUACUUAGUUUGGGUGAUAUUGCUACAACAAAUCUUUUGUACCAGUGUCCAAAAUGUGGAAGAACAUUAUUGGAGCCUAGUGGUAUUUUUAGCUCGCCAAUGAACGCAAGUGGAUCGUUGGUAGGUUCUGAACGUUGUGAAUGGAGAAUAAGGGCUGCCAAAGGUGAAACAAUCGAACUUUAUAUUACGGCAUUAAGUAUAUACGAGAGCUCUGAAUGUACAAUUGACUAUUUGGAAAUUAAAAAUGAUUACGUGACUAAUGUUAACAUAUCGGGUUAUCGUUAUUGUGGCAAUAUUUACGUAGCUAAGUUCUUAGCUAGUAAUUAUUUGGUACUGACAUAUGUGAAAGCCAGUGGCUCAAGUAUUUUCAACAGUUUUCGAAUUGAUUACAAGACUAUUUGCGGAGGUGAUAUUGACAUCGAGAAAGAUACACCUCUCAGUAUAGAAUCGACAAACUAUCCUUAUAAGUAUCCGCCAAAUAGACGGUGCGUUUGGUAUUUUACAGCACCAGACAAUCAUCGUAUAGUAAUGAAGAUCAAUUACUUUGCUCUUGAAACGAGUGAUGGUUGUAUGAAUGAUUUUCUCGAAAUUAGAGACGGCAAUGAUAACCAUGCAGUUCUUAUUGGGCUCUACUGCGGCAUCAAAGACUCUUGGCACGUUAAUUCAACAGACAAUAAAUUGUCGGUUGUAUUUGUGAGUAAUGGAAUGAACCAGGAUAAUGGCUUUUCAGCCACGUUAACAGCACUGCCUAUAAAUAGUUAAUUUACUAAAUUAUAUUUAUGAGGCUAACUAGAUAAA